This is a messenger RNA of Mycena citricolor, 1257 nucleotides long. The record is from the annotation of a GenBank genome assembly. Lineage: Eukaryota; Fungi; Basidiomycota; Agaricomycetes; Agaricales; Mycenaceae.
GUUUUGUCUCGUACCGGAGCCUCCGUGCAGCAAUUUCCACACGCCGAAGUCAUGUCCAGCCUCCCCUCUCUAGCCGACGUCCAGUUCGAUCACGAUGGUAGAACCCUCUGGCCUAACAUACUCAGCGCGGAACAAGCAGCUCUGGAAGCAGCUCCGACAAAAUCUAGCGCAAAGUACAACAACUCGCUCAUUGGUAUCCGUUUUCUGGGAUUCUUGUUGCAGGAUCUUUGGCAACAUAACCAGCACUCCUUUGGUCUCACUCCGUAUCAAAGACUCAUCAAAGAGAUUGCAUCAUGCCUGUCAAUCUCCGGUCAGAUCCCUGCUAGCGAGGAAGAGGCUGAAGCGCAGCAUGGGCAGCUUCAGAACCUGGGAUUGUUCUACCGUAAUCACCUCAUCCGCAUUUUUCGUUCGAAUGGAGACCCGAUACCCCAAAGCUCGGAUCCUCCUUCCCGUCCAUCCAUGGACGUACUUCGAGAUAGGAUAACCAAAAAGAUGAAGACCCCAACAACGCCACGUAGCGCGCGUCAGAGUGCACUCAUGCGGGAUGGAUACCGCUGUAUGCUGACCGGCCAAUACGAUAUCCAUUCCGCUGAUGUUUACCCUGAGUUAAAUGAUCGUGCGGUCGCUGACGGUGUGAGCAUGGCGGUUACGCAAUGUGCCCACAUCUUUUCCGAGACCGCGCAGGAUGAUAAGCGGAAGGCGGAUUUGAGUGCUUUCAUCGCGAUUGCAAUUCUGAGAAUGUUUGGGCUUCAACACGAGGCCGAGAACCUUGUGGGCAGCAACGUUCAUCGACAUUUCAACAUUCUCACCAUGCGGAGCGAUCUACACAAUCUUUUCGACCGCUUGGACUUUUGGUUGGAAGAAGUUGCAGGGGAGGCGAGCGAUAAUCAGUCCAUUUCAAUCCAGAUGACUGACGUAUCCGCAUCAGGAAGACACUUACAAUAUUGUUUCUAUCAAAGGCAAGGCAUUGAAAAUGGGCCUACCUCUUCCCUCGUGCGUCACCUUCCGGAUCGAUCCCGACGUGGUAGCAAGCUGCAAGAGGAAUCAAACCAAUCCCCUGCGCUGCCUUCACCCUCUCUCCUCGCCAUACGCGCUGCCUGUUCGCGUGUUGCGCACCUGUCGGGGGCCGCUGAGCAAGUCGACCAGAUUCUCCGUGAUCUAGAGGAUAGGCCUGUGAUGGCAGAGGACGGCGGCAGUGCUCAUCUUCUCGAGUCGCGCCUGCUGCAGUUGUCGCGUGCUGUUUCUAUUGAGGCCUAG